Molecule: messenger RNA, 1568 nt
Organism: Durio zibethinus
Lineage: Eukaryota; Viridiplantae; Streptophyta; Magnoliopsida; Malvales; Malvaceae
Biological process (GO): ubiquitin-dependent protein catabolic process
Cellular component (GO): endoplasmic reticulum
Molecular function (GO): ubiquitin protein ligase activity
Source: RefSeq, a predicted model, not a curated record
CCGAAAAUGGAAGGAAGAAUUCGAAAACCCUCGAAUCUUUCCCAAAUCACCCAACUUCCCGUUGAUAGCCCUCGUUUGACUCCACCUUUUUUCAAAAUUAACAAAAAAAAUUAAGAAACUGGUCCAGUCAAUUCCUUCAACUCUCAGGUGUGUUAGAAAUGGCGAGUGGUUUUGAGGAAUCAACAAGCAUACCGCCCCCAAGUUCUUCUUGCUCGGGUAGUAAUAAUGCUAAUGAUGCUGGUGAUUUCGAAUGUAAUAUCUGCUUUGAAUUAGCUCAAGACCCAGUUGUUACUUUUUGUGGUCAUCUCUUCUGUUGGCCAUGCCUGUACAGAUGGUUGCACCAUCACUCUCAUUGUCAAGAAUGCCCGGUUUGCAAGGCCCUCAUACAAGAGGAAAAACUCGUUCCACUUUAUGGCAGGGGCAAAAACCAGACUGAUCCGCGGUCAAAAUCGUAUCCAGGGAUGGAAAUCCCAAACCGCCCAGCUGGGCAAAGACCAGCAACUGCUCCUUCUCCCCCAGAAACAAAUCAGUUUGCCAAUUACGGGUUUGGACUAAUGGGGGGUUUUGUUCCGAUGGCAACUUCAAGGAUUGGUAACUUCACAAUGGGUUUCGGAGGCCUGUUGCCAUCCUUGUUUAAUAUUCAUUUUCAUGGAUUUCCUGACGCAACUGUGUAUGGAACAACUUCAGGAUUUCCUUAUGGGUUCAAUACUGUUCAUGGUGGCCAUGGUCAAGGGUUUCCCCAGCCAACGGCUCGAGGACAGCAAGCAGAUAAUGUUUUGAAGAAUCUUCUUUGGUUGAUAGGGAUCUUUGUUGUCCUUGCUCUGCUUUGUUGGUGAAAUAGUUUGCCACUUAAGCUCAGCCAGUGCUGGUUAUUUAGUGUCUGUCUGUAAAUGUGCUAGCUGCAUUGGAGAUUAUGUUUUGGCUUGAGAAAAGGUUGUCUAUAUUAUACUGUCAUUUUUGUUUCAUUUAGCUUCUGCAACAACUUACACCAAAUUUUAAUUUCUCUUUGCUAAAAUAAGAACCAGUGAAGUGUUUUUUUUCUUAUACAUGGAGACAUUGUGUUGAUUGCCUGUUUAGCUGUUCCAUAGCUGGUUGCUAGUAAUAUAAUCACAACUAGCAGUUGAAGUAAUUGUGCAUAGCCUAUCACGUGACAUGGUAAACCAGUUCUUCUAUAUGUGAAAACAAAUGUUCUAAAUGGGAUGCUAAAGUGUAUCCAGCAUCUUUGUCCAAUGGUGGAAACAUGUGACAUUCCUGAGAAUGUUGUUGCCAAUGGUGGGGAGAAUGACAUUUAUGGUGUUGGCAAAUUGUUUCUGCUUUGGAUAUUGCUGAAGUAUGUUGUUGCACUGACCAUUUUUAAUUUUCUUUUUGUCUUUCUAUGGCUCCCCCUUCCAUUAAAUACCUUUUUGAUAAUAGAAACUUCCUCCACAACAGUUGAUUUGCUUACUAAGAUAAUUUAAGUUUUUGGGAUUAGUUUAACUGAAGUCUGAGAUCAUUAUCAAGUACAUCAUAUUAAUCAUGCACAUGAUCAUGUAAUUUAUCAAAGCAAAUCCUUAUUUGGGGCGUUUUUA